Molecule: messenger RNA, 972 nt
Organism: Colletotrichum karsti
Lineage: Eukaryota; Fungi; Ascomycota; Sordariomycetes; Glomerellales; Glomerellaceae
Product: thioesterase family protein
Exons: 2
Coding region: 1-972 (323 amino acids)
Source: RefSeq, a predicted model, not a curated record
AUGGCGUCCGCACCUUCAGAACCUCUAGUACCGUUCGCAGAGGCAACCGAAGUCACACAAUCAGACUCUCACUCAUACCGCGCCAGCCUCCAGUCUGCUUGGUGUAUUGGCUCAGUACCUAAUGGCGGCUAUGUCGCCUCAGUCAUCCUGCGUGCGGCGUCCCUCCACCUCGCAGCGCGUGGUCAACCAGAUACCAUCUCUGCUCAUUUCGAGUACGUCAAUCGAACGGAGGUCGGCCCGGCGAUCCUUGUCGUCGAAGAGGUGAAGCUCGGCCGCACGAUUUCAACGCUGCAUAUCACUCUCUACCAGCAUGACCUCCAGCCUACCGCGCCGUGGCUUGGUUCCAAGUCCCGCAAGAACGUGCUCGCCUACCUCACAAAUACCCGCAUAAGUCUCGAGAAGGGGCUCACCCUCAGCACCGGAUGGACGGUGACACCACCGCUGAAGCCGGUGGACUUUUCCAUGCUCGAGCUCAACAGAGACCCUCACUGGGUUAAGAGAGACAAACUCACCGCCCGCGCAGUCUCUUUUGCUCGAGCGCACAACAACCUCGAGCACUACGUCCCGCGAGAGGGCACGCGUCGCGGGAUGGCGGACAUUUGGCUGCGAUUCAAGGCGGGACAGAAGUUUACGAAUGCGUCGCUGGGCUAUAUCGCAGACGCAUAUCCUACGAUCGUUGAGGGUUGGAGGCCGCGUCGUGACGAGGAGCAGACGCCGUUCCGGUCGAACGAGAUGUUUUGGUACCCGACAAUUGCUUUGAACCUGGAUGUGAAGAAGACCUUGCCUGAGGAGGGUGUCGAAUGGCUUUUCAUUCGGUGCUUGGCCAAGGUUAUUCAGAACGGUAGACUAGAUUUGGAGGUUGUUAUCUUAGACCGGGACCAGAACGUGGUGGCACUGAGCAAUCACGUCAACUUGGUCUUGUCGGCAGAGCGGAAUCUCAAGGAACGAAGCCACGCGAAUGGCAAACUCUAG